Messenger RNA from Aethalodelphis obliquidens (Pacific white-sided dolphin), 3316 nucleotides. RefSeq names its product translation initiation factor IF-2-like. The coding region runs from base 1 to 1308 and encodes 435 amino acids. The record is from RefSeq and is a predicted model, not a curated record. The transcript is spliced from 4 exons. Lineage: Eukaryota; Metazoa; Chordata; Mammalia; Artiodactyla; Delphinidae.
AUGUGUGGGCUCCUAUUGUGCCCAGGUCUUGAGCUGCGUUCUAGAGGUGAAAAGGUCGGGCCCCUACAGGUGGGCGCUUUCGAGCCCCGGGCCAACGUGCGGGCCCCGCGCCCGGCUGCCGCCGCGGCUCGUCCCCUCCAGGCCCGGACGCCGCCGCGGGCCGUGCCGGGUAGGGCGCUCCGGGAGCUGCGCGGCGGCUGCUCGAGGAGGCCUGGCGGGCGGCGGCGAGAGGCUGUGCCCCAGUUUGUGUCCAAUCAGGGAGUGCGGGCUGUGCCCCGAGCCGGGCAGCAAUGCGUAAACAAACCCACGGCAACUCCUCCGCCCCCUCGGCGCGCUCGCCCCGCGCCCGCCGCCGCAGCAGCCGCCGCCGCCGCCGCCGCCGCCGGCUCUGCUCCGGCAGCGCCUUCUCCGAGGAGGGACGAGCCGAGGCGGCGCUCGGGCCCUUCCCCCCGCCCGGAGCCGCGCGCCCCGGCGCCUAGUUGGGGGGCUGGGGGCUCGGGGCGCGAGCAUCCAGUGGAGGCCGGGAGUCGGGCCCCGGCAGCGCGCGUCGCUUCCGUUUUGAUUAGCUCGGGUUAUUAUAUAAGAUGUCACGGAGAGGAAAGGGGCGAGCGGGCGGCGCGUUGGCCUUCCGCGAGGGGCGGGGAGGGGCGGGAGUCACGGCGAGCGGGGACCCACCUGUGCGCCCUCCUCGCCCCCUGCGGGUGUUGCCCGCGCGCCUGCCGGGGACGGGGAGGUGCGGGGCGGCGGCCGGGUGGACCGACGUGCCCGCAGCUCCCCUCCCGGCCCCGGGAACAUUCGGGCAGUGGCCGAAACGUGCUGUUUCUUCUCCGCCGCCUUGCCUGGGUCUACUCGUUUCUGGCUCUGGGCGUUUGUACUUUGAAAUAUUUGUUUAAUAUUAAAGAAGCUGCGUGUGUGGCCGUCCUAGUGCGCUCGGAACGUGUGGCCGUGGGCUCCGGGGCGGUUAAUGAAUCAUCGCCCCGCAGACCAGGCGCCGAUGAUUCCUGCGGGGUCCACCCCGCGCAUACUCCCGGUGUGCCUCUGACCCAGGGACGGCGACCCUUCCUCGGCGGUGACGCCUUGGAGGGCCGCGGGAGAGGGAAUGCAAAAGGGCGGCGGCUUAUUUUUCCCCCUCCUCCCGCAAUUUGGGGGAACUUUGGGGGUGGCAGAGUCCCCACAUUUCCCGAGGCUUGUUUCCCGUUGUUAGAAGAGUUAACAAGAUUCCACCUGGCUGUGUUGAUGAGUCGGUGGAGGAGCGCUGAUUCGCUGCAGGGUUGGAUCGUCUCUCAUUCAGAAUCUGGAUGGCUCUGAAGGAAUCCUUCUAAAGCAAAAUAACUAAGACUGCAGUGUUGAUGAUGACUUCGUAUAGUAGUCAAAGGUCUUCUUGGAAAUACUUGAACAUUAUCAAGGCAAAUACCUUUCAGCUCAGGCCACCGUAGGCUAGAUUUGAAGUCGCAAGAAGGAGUCAAUGAAAACAGCUUUACUGCAUGAAAACAACCUGUAUUUUCUUCAAUUAUAAUCUAGUGUUCUAAAUUCUACCAUCUUUUAAGGCUUAAUUAAUGAGUCAAUAAACCAGAAGUAUUUUGUGGUAUCCAGAAAAGGAUUCUGUUUUGUUUUUUAUGCUUUUAUGAUUAAGACAGAAAAUGAUGGUAAACAUUAAAAGAAUUGGGAAAGUAUCUUAGCUAAUCAGAUGCAUCGAUUAAAAACAGAAAAGGUGUAAAUGUUUCAAAAAUUGAUAAGGAAAAAAAAACUGAUAAGGAAAGGAUCAUCUUUUGGGGGCAGUUUCUGUGGUUGUAAGAUUGAGUUAUUGGGAUUUAGAAAUUUGGUGGACUGGACCUGUGUUUACUGUCUGUCCCUCCUGAAGCACCACUAUAGUGAUGGUAAACAAGAGAUGGGAGACACCAACACAUUUUUGGAGGAUGAAAAGCAGACAGACCUGUGGCAACUGACUUAGUGUAGAGUGGAAAAAGUUGAUACCUAAGUGCCCUUAAAGGAGAUUGGGAAUAGAUACUGGGAAGAAACAGCCAAUUUAUCCCUCAGAAUCCCAGAAGGGCUCUGGAAUUAGAGGCUCUGGAAUAGGGCAUGGGGCUGAAAAUAAGGGAUUGAUUAAGAGUUCAUAAAAGGAACUAGACUCUCAGUUCACUUUCCCCAUCCCAUAUAGCAAGAGGAAGUCCUGGACAUUUUUUCUCUGGAGAAACUGAAAUAUAUUAACAGUUCUGGAUUUAGGGAUAGCAGAAAAAAAGAAAAAAGAGGGUAAGGGUGAAAUUCUGAACUGAAAACAGAGGAAUUUAAUGAAAUUAUGCAUACCAAACAGUGAGACCUGGUGUGUUCUUUUUAACCCACCCGCAAUCCUAGGAUAGCCAGGUAAUCACCAACCCAGGCAGCAUAUUGAGGAACUCUUUUCUGGGCAAAGUGAACAGCCCUAGAGAAAAGACCUACAGAUACUGAUAUAUGAGGUCCCACAAUGAGAAAACUGACUUACUAUCCAUUCUUCCUAUGGUGAACCCUCAGCAACAACCCACCUCCCCCUAUUCUGUGAACAUGGAACUUGCAACCAGUUUUUUAGUACCUUAAAUACAAAUAGUCAGUGAAUAUGAGACAUUUGAAGAAAGCAUUCAAGAAGAAAAAAGGCAGGAACCAGAACAAAUGAGAAAAAAAUCAUGGAGGAAACAGAAAUGCAAAAAGAAGAAGAAAAAUUGAAAUAAUCAAAAUCAAUCCUCCUAGAAUUAAUAAAAUAAGAACUGGGCUGUAAAAAAGUAAUAAUUAGAGAAUAAGAAAUAGGUCUUGGAAACUAAAAAUAAGAUGGCAAAAAAAAAGUCAUUGGAAGGACAGAAGAUAAAGUAGAAACAAACGCAAAAAGGAAAAAGAGGGAAAAAGUAGAAUUAGAGGGUCAGUUGAUCAGGUAUUAUAUCAUAUUAAUAAGAGUUCCAGGCAGAGACUACAAAAAUAAAAUAAAAAUAAAUCAAACAAAAGUUUACAAAAAAGAAAGAAAAAAAAAAGAGAUUACAGGGAAAAGUAAAGGAGAGGAAAUUACCACAGACAUAAUACAGGAUAUUUUCCCAGGACUGGAAGACAUACAAUUAUAGAUUAAAAGAGUUCACAAAAUAGCCACAUGAGUGAAUGAAAAAAGAUCCACACGAUCCGUGUAUAAGACACAUCAUUGUAACGUUUUGAAUACUAAGGAAAAUGGGAAUAAGCUAAAUUCUGUGGAGGAUAGAACAGAUCACAUACAAAAUGAUUGGGAAUUGUAAUGGCACCUAAAGAACAAUGGAUUAAUUCUUUCAGAAUUCUGAGGAAAAUUAUUCUUAAUCUAGAAUUU